This is a messenger RNA of Heterotrigona itama, 1877 nucleotides long. The record is from the annotation of a GenBank genome assembly. Lineage: Eukaryota; Metazoa; Arthropoda; Insecta; Hymenoptera; Apidae.
UUAAUCCAUGCUAUGACACCAAAAGCCAAAGGUGUAUGUUAAUUUCUGUAAAAUGGAAAUUGAUAUCGAAUUUUGAUUUUUUUCCUGGAAGUAUCUUCUUUUUUAAAAUUAUUUAUUGCAAAUCAACAAUGACUUGACAUAUGAAAUUAUCGAGGAUGAAAAUUCGUCUUUGCAGCGAGAUUUCAUCGUUACCUUCAUGACAUUGAAUCGUUUGAAGAUCUUUACUAAGAUUCCAUUUUUUUUUCUUUUUAACGGCGGUAUUAAUAGACACAGGUUGUUCGUCACAUAAUUCUCAAUAAAUUGACUAGUUAGAAUCAAUGUGAGAAAAGAAGAGAAUAAUAUUCUGCAAUAAUGUGUUCCGCGCGCAUAUCAAAUUUUCCUGGAAUGUUGUAAUACGUGUAUGUGCAACAACAAAGGUAGGUAGACUUUCAAUAAUGCAAAAAUUACAUUUUUAAACUUUGUAUGCAUUACAUGUAUGUAUAUGUUACAGGAAUAUUUUCAAUGAACCCGUUAAUGCUUCCAAUAUCGUACGUUCUGGCGUGUAUACAUAUAAUGUUUCCAUCACGUUCGUCCAGACAAAAUGCAAUAUUCGGAAAAGCUCUCACAUUGGCGGCGCCUAUGGACUCGUUUAUUUAUAGUACGCCACGAUGUCUCGACAUCAGAGUGUAAACAUGUCGGUAGUACCAUGGACUUCAUUUUAUUUUACGAUGUACCUUUCUUUCUUUUUUUCUCCCGCAUGUCUUCUUUUUUUUUUUCUGUUCUUUGCAAUUAUGUCUCCGCACCGGGAAGAACGCGCUUUUUAUCAUAACCGCAAUCCGUGAGACUCCUGGAGAUUACUAAUAACCAAUUCGAGGAAUUGCGAUCGUGCAAACCAACCUUGUCGAGCUUUGAUUUUAUAUCGGCUCUUUCGAAACAUAUCGUUUACUGCAAAGUGACUGAAAAGUCAACGAAUGAAGGAAAUGAAGAAGAAAACGAGGCGACGGUGAUAAAGAAAAAUAAUUAUAUUGGCGCUGACACUAAUUAAGGAAGUAAUGUUUCUGCGGAAAUACAAUGAAGGACAUCUCGUUUCGAGGGUUGUCCUGUAAGCAUCUCUAACCACAUCUCCUAGGAUAUGAAUUUUGUGUAUCUCGGUUUCCUCCACUUCCUAGAUAGAUCCUUCUCGUAUUACACAAAGUUAUCGGAUCACUCUACAUGUUACAAAGUUGUGUUAUUUAGAAAGACUGCAACAUCACUGUUUCAAUUUACAGACUUGUAUUAUCAUAUUCUUAUUCUAUUUUCUGUUUGAAUUCCUACUAUAUCGGCAUUUCUAUUUUCUUCGUUACGCUACGCUUGUGUAAAAUCAAAACGAAAUUAUAAAUGAUAGCUAUCAUGUGAUCGUUCAUAGCUAGCAAACGAAAAUUCCAACGAUUCCUUUUAAUUUACAAGAAGAAAUAAUUGACUUGUUCGAAUAAAUUAUGCAAAUAUCGCGUACAUGUGUAUAUGUGUACAAUGUGGCCCAUUUAAUUACAGUGAAGUGGUAAAUAUUUAAUUGCAUCGAUAUCACGCGCGUUAAACUUAUAUCUUUUUAGAAUGUUAAGAUUAAGAAACUUAGUGGAAAUACUUGGCGUCCUGUAAAUAAACAAUUUAUAUUACGCAAAAAGUGACGGUACAAUUCUAGAUACUCUAUAUGCAAAUAUUCAAACACACGUGUUAUUACAAAUGGAAACAUAACUUCUUAAGUUCUUAUCGUAAAAAAAUUUUUUUAUUCUUUUUUUAAAUAUAUUACCACAUUUAUAUAUUUAUUUGUGAUUAUUUGUCAUUUAUAUAGAAAUGCAAAUUGGUUCGAACAAGUGCUACGCUUUGUAAACAGAAUACACACACACGCGCGCACACACGCA